CUCACAUGUCGGGACCAAAUGUGAAAUUAGAACCACAUUUGGAGUUUGGCAAGAGUUGUCAACACGGCAUUUUUGGAAAAUAUUUGUGGAUUGUUGCCAGUGGAGGGCGCUACCGCGCAGAAUCCCAUGUGCAGCGAAAGUAAGUACGGAGCCCCUUUACACGCACGGAGACAAUCUGAAAAUCUGUAGCGGUCUUGUCGUUCAAGAAGUAAGAUUUGUAAACAGCUAAAUGUGAGACGAACUUUAUGUUGUCUGGUCGCCUGCUAAUGGUAAGGCAUAAUGGUAGGAGUUGCGUUUGGCUGAACAUUUCUUAGUGUUAGUUCUGCAGCCAUUUGCGCUUUUAAAACAAGGACCUCCUUGGACGGACCAAGCAGUGUGUGUUGAGUCCGUCUCUCUCUCCGCUGACAGAUGUACAAACUGUGACAAAGUGAUUACUUCGUAGCUGAUAUCUCCGCAAAAGAUCUGGGGAGGCCUGAGCUAUGGACAUCUCUGCAAUGUUCCUCCUCCUGCUGGGAGUCCUGUGUCUUGGUCCUGCUCCCAGCUGGGCACGACAACAAUUCCACGACUCCACCAACCAAGACCCCCAGCGUGGUCCCCACCUGACGGGCUGCCACUCCCCAGAGCAGGAGACCUUCACCUGCUGGUGGACUCCAGGGAGCUGGCAGAACAUGUCGGAGCCUGGAGACCUGCGGUUCUUCUACACCGUGCAGCUUCCCACGGAGAAGCCGCCUCGGCCCAGGGAGUGGCACGAGUGUCCUCAGUAUUCCGCCAGCCGACCAAACGAGUGCCACUUCAGUCGCAACUACACACACGUCUGGGUGCCCUACUGCGUGGAGCUGCGGUCCGUGGAGAGGAACGUCACCUAUGACUGGAAGUGCUUCAGCGUCGAGAACAUCGUCAAACCGGACCCCCCCAUCAAUUUGAACUGGACCCUGCAGAACAUAAGCCGCUCUGGGCUCCUCUUUGACAUCAUGGUGCGCUGGGAGCCGCCCCCCACCGCCGCCAUCGCCAUGGGCUGGAUCAGUCUGACCUAUCAGGUCCAGUACCGACUGGUGAACAGCUCGCACUGGGACGUGAUUGACCAGGACACUUAUACUUACCAGCCCAUCUACAGUUUACAGACGGACAAGACCUACGAGGUUCGUGUGCGCUGCAGGAUGCGCACUUAUGAGUUCGGGGAGUUCACUGACACCAUCAUUGUGCGCGUGGCUGAUAUACUCAGCAAAGAUGCAACCUUCCCCAUGACGGUGUUGAUGGUGUUCGGCGUGGUCGGCAUGGUGAUCCUACUCAUGCUCAUCAUCUUUACUCAGCAACAAAGGCUCAUGGUCAUUUUGUUGCCCCCAGUUCCUGCUCCCAAAAUUAAAGGAAUUGACAAUGAACUAUUGAAGAAGGGGAAGCUGGACGACCUGAACCUCAUCCUGAGCAGUCAGCACAUGAUGUAUAAGCCCGACAUGUUCCCAGACGAGAGCUGGGUGGAGUUCAUCGAGUUGGACGUGGACGAUCCGGAGCACGACCCCGGCGACAAGGCAGACACUUCGGACACGCAGCACCUGCUCGGGGGCGGUGAUGUCGUCGGGGGGCGUCACGGCGGCCACCGUCAAGGCUGCCUGGGCUCCUCGCACGCACUCAGUCUCAAGGACGACGACUCUGGCCGUGCGAGUUGCUACGAUCCGGAGCUACCCAUGGAGGCCCUGCUGACGGCGGCCCUGCUGCCCCAGGCGGAGCAGGCUAAGCUGGGUAGGGUGGGCGCUAGGGAGGGUGGUGGUGGUGGUGAUGAUGAUCCAGUGUCUCAUACCGACUCGGCCAACAGCACCAACCCGAGCCCCGGUGGGGGGACUCCGACCUCAGGUAUAGGCACGCCGGAGCACCCAGGUGGACAGCCCCAGCAGCAGGGCCAACCGCAGAUUGUAACAGGUGGUACGGGUGGUGUGUCGGGGCCCAACUGGGCCACCAUGGACUUCUAUGCCCAAGUGAGUGACGUGACCCCGGCGGGUGGAGUGGUGCUCUCUCCGGGCGCCCUCCUCGCAUCCCAGACCUCCUCUUCCUCCUCCUCCUCCUCCGUCCCUGACAAGAACAAGAAGAACAGCGAGAAGGACCAGGAGAUGAAUGAGGAGGAGGACAAAAGAAGAGUUAAGGAGAAGGAGAAGAAGGAGGUGGAGGGGGGGAUGACGCCGAAAUUCCACCUGCUGGUGGUGAACCCAGAUGGAGGUUAUGCGUCGGAGAGUGUGGCCAAGGAUCCAGUCAUCGAGCCACCACAGCAGGUGGCACCAGGCGGCUACACGACCUCCCCAGUUCCAAUUCUGUCACUGCAGGACGAACAUCCUCCUGGAGUAGACCCAGCCUCGUGCCUGGCCUCCUCCACCACCACCACCCCCACCACCACGCCUGGGGACUACCAGAGCCCCUACUGCCUCCCCGACGCCAUGCCCACCUUCAUAACCACCCCCACGCCCUCCUCCAUGCCUCCCGUGUCAGACUACACCGUAGUGCAGGAUGUGGACGCGCAGCACAGCCUUCUGCUCAAUGCGGCCUCCCCCAUCCCUCUUCCUCCAAGCCACCAACAGCAGUCGCCACCCCCCAACUCUGGCAAACACCUGCCCGCCAUGCCAGCUAUGCCCAUGGGGUACCUGACCCCAGAGCUGAUGGGGAACCUCAUGCCCUGAGCAUGCAUGCCCUCUAUGCAUGCCCCCCCCGCAUCGCUCGCUCACCCAUCAACUCUAACUCUAACUCGCGACCUCCCAGUGUUGUUGUCUAUGCUGGGGGGUGGUGGCUACAGGAAAAUAAGUCAGAGUGGAUCGGUCAUUGUCGGUCAGGCAAAAGUCGGGGGUUGGCAAAAGUCUCUUUUCUACCUUCAUUUCGCUUCAAACCAAAGUCGCAAAAGGAAAUGUUUGGGCGCUGGCACAUGAGAGGACAAGGCAAAGAAGGCUCAGAGAAGUUUUCCGGGACACUAAUUGUCCUUUUGGACCACUGCAGCAAUGUAGUGGUGUUUGAGAUGGUAGAAGGAAAAAAGAGAGGCCCAAAAGCUAAGAGGAGGAGCAAGGCAGUGUUGUUUCUGGAGCCAGCUGGCAAAACGUAUUGUAUUUCGCUAUCAAAUUACGAUGCCUGGGAAAAAUCCACACAACCCUGUUUCAAAAGACAGCUCUCUCUCUCACACACACACACACACACACACACACACACACACACACACACACACACACACACACACACACACACACACACACACACACACACACACACACACACACACACGAACACGCACGCAAGCAAGCAUGCACACACAAAUACACACAUACAGGUAGCAUGUGCACAACCAUAGUGGUGCACAUAGCACAAAGUCCAGAUGCUCAGCAAACGUAGACAUUGUCAAAGUGCCCAUAAGCACACACCCCCACUCAUGCACACACAUUCACUCACACACACACACACACACACACACACACACACACACACACACACACACACACACACACACACACACACACACACACACACACACACACACACACACACAUGCACGAGCGCACACACACAUAUGCACGAACGUGCGCACACACACAGACAGACACACACACACUCUGAGAGGUGAUGAUGACACAACUUCUCUGUGAAGAUUGAAUUAUGAAGGAACCUUUUCAUCGAACCUCCAAAUUAUAUAAACAAAAGACUAUCGGUUUAGUAAAAGAACACUGAGAGUUGGCUAACGUUAACGUUGACGUUAAUAUCACUCUAUCAUAGGAUAACUCUGGGAAAAAUGGACGACAACAUACAGCACACUGACACAAACACAGCUGUAAUCACAACUGUUGAAGACAUUCAAAGUUCUCCGUUCAUAAACAAGGACACUAAGCUAUGGGGUUUUAUUGUGGGGAAACCAAAAGGAACACCUUUUCUUAAUCAAGCUAUUAUUCUGGCAAGAAAUUCAGAUCAUGAGCCCGGAUCGUUAUAGUUGCAUUUCUCUCUUCCCCCUUUGAGAAUUGUGAAAAUGCAAAACAUAUUUUUUUCGACAUGUGAAACGCUUUCAUGUUCAAUAUUACCAUAUUGCCUCGAAUGAAUGAUUGCUUUUUUUAUACUCUGAAAAAAAAACCUUGGGUCUUAAUCUGAAAAGAAUGUUGUGGUUACGCUGGUUGCUGCCUUCUUAUGCAGACACAGUGGACAUGAGGGAUACUGUCUCAAAGCAAGCACAAAACGAUAAUCUGUGUGGAUAACCUAACUCUCACUAGGGCUUUUUCCAUCAAAGUUAUUAUAAAUUAGUUUUAAACGAUGCCCAUUUAAGAGUAGAUGCGACAGACAUGACGGAACAACUUUGUUGCAUGAACUUAAUUUGCGUGGCAGAGGUGGAUUAGCGAAAGAUAAUUCGAUAUAAAGGUGAUGGAAAAGGUUUAUAGCAACAUAGGAAAGCCACAUGGGUGCAGAAGCUGUGAAUGGACCUAUAUCAAGUGAUCCAACAAUUUCUCAAACAUGUCGACAGUUUAUUUUGUGCCUAACGGAUAGCAUUCCCUCUUUCCUUCGUUCUAUUCACAUACUAUGCAUUCUAUUCUGCUAAAAUGUUUAUUGGAAAACCACUUAGCACAUUAAACAGAUGCAAUAUAAAUAGGGACAUUUUAAUUAGCUAGAAUCGUUCUGUUGACGGAAAAGCAUGCAAAGCCAUAUUAAUACCGCUAGAUAAAUAAUUGGACGUGAGAAAAUGUGCUUCAAAAUAUGUUGCAAAAAGGACUGAUGGAGUUCCACAUAGAGUUCCACUGAAGUCCACAGCCAUCUGGAACAUAGGCCUGAUCAAGGCAGCCAAGAAGUAAACGGGCCAUUUUCAUUGAAAUUCACCUGAUUAUCCACCACUACAAGAGCAGCACCUUUACUAUUUUGGUAGCAGUUGCUAAUGCUAAAUCAUUCAGAAGGGCUAUGGGCAGCCUAACAGGAACUGGCAGACAGGAAAUGCUGUGGGUGCAUGACAAACGUUGAAAUGGAUGGGGUUGGUCGGCAUGGUAAUAACGUGGAUAGCUCUGCAUAGAAGUGGCUGUUUCGUUCACACAACAAAGGCGACACGAUUACAACUGUGCUGCCGAAUCUAACACAUAUCCAUUAUUUAAAAGAGGAACAUGGGACAGUUUUGAAGGCUUUUAUUGGUGUUGUCACUGUUUUCCCGACUGGAUAAGGCCUUCCAAGGAGGAAAUCCAUCUGACGAGAGUCGGGUUACUGCGUUUAGGCACUUUUGAACAGAAGGGAAGGAGAAGUGCAUGACAGGCUAACGCUAGUCUGGUACAGCAGGUAGUAGUAUUGGGCCUACAGUCUGUAGUUUGACUUUGAAUUUGAAAGUACAUAGUUAUUUUUUAACUUACUGAGGGAAACGUUCCUUGUAGAUUUGUCCUCAGUAGAAUAUUACACUGUAAAAAAUUGCAGAUAGUUCAAUGUAAAAAAGGAAGUUGCUUUGCAGCCUUAAGUUUGUAAGUUAACAUGAGAAAGCCUCGAGUUGAGUUAAGUCUCGAGUUGACGAAAGUUACAAACUUAAGGCAGCAGGGGAACUUACUUUUUACGUUCAACUGGCUUGCAGUGCUUUACAAUGUGGAUCAGGGAUACUUUAUUACCCAGAUGUAGGCUAACAUUAACCAGUGUAGCCAAUGUAGCCAGUUCAUCUGUAAACUCGGACAACCACACUCUGACACUAACAUGGCCGUCUUCUAAGGGGAAACGUCCAUUUUCAAUGUGAAGUUUACCAUUUGCAAACACUAUAAUUACACGGGCGCGAUAACUGGAAUUUGUGCCAAUGUAUUUCAAAGUAUUAUUAUUUAAGACUUGUUAACAUAUUUUUGUUUUCAUGUUUUAAUGGUCCUUUUUUCUACCUGUGUUCUAUGAUCACACAAUAUUUUAUUCUAGAGAUUGAUUUUAUUUUUCUAUUUGGCCUUACACAUGGAAGUGCCAUAUGCACCCUUUACAAAGAAAAUUGAACAGGUGGUAAAGACACCUGGUCUGUUAAUCCCUGUCUAUCCCCACAAAGCUUCAGGGGCUGUAUCGUUACAAAAGUUGUAGGAAUAUUUACAGGAUUUAAAGGAAACAUAUACCGGUAUGUCAACCAUAUUUACAUCGAAAAGAUUAACCUGACGUAUCUGAAAAAGGAACGUAUGCAGUCUAGAAGGGACAACAAUAUCUUGUAUGUAUAUUUUUUGUAACUUAUACUGUAAUGCCUAUAUAGUGUCUAUAUUGGAUAUUGUAAGGAAGAGCCAACCCUUCUUUAUUCAUAGUGGUCAAUAUUCUCCCGCCAUUUUAUGACUAUAUAUAGUGUAGCAGGGGCAGCUCAGCUACGGCCAAUUGCAUUGCCUCAGUGGGGAGGUGGAGCUGAACUCAUACAGGUCUCCGGCCUGACCCUAAUUACAAAUGCUACAUAUAUGAGCAGGUCAGAUGCAAAACCUUCUGACAGCCAUUAAAAAUAUAUAUUUUUUAAAAUAAUAUUUUUCCCUAAGUAAUCUCAAUCAAAAAGCCAUGUAAAUGUUAUCUUGUGAUGUCCAAACAAAACAAGACUUAUUUGUUAGCUUACUAAAUGUAUAGAAAUACAGUGUAUUUUUUUGUUAAUUCAUUGCAAAUGAGGGUUUUGCAUCUGAACCCUUGAUAUAUAUAUAGCUUAAAUAUGCAGCAACCUUUAAUGGCUGUCCAUAACUAGCUAAACAAGGCAGAGGGUCUUUAAAGGUGUAACUUUGGUGAAGACCGUGCACAUGCAAAAAAAUAAGCUAGACAGAGAAGAGUGGAAAUGAAAAAUAUGUGAAAUAAAGGUACAAUCUUGUGGGUUUACAUCCUUUGAAGGGUAUUAUAUCUUUUCUAUUCAUGGGGAAAAGGCACGAAAUAUCAAAUGGCUUUAUGGCUGUAAAUAUAAAACCAAUACUGUAAAAAGUGAAGCAUUGAACAUGACUUCAGAAAAUUAAGCAAAACAGGCUGCAUGGAACUUUUUAUGUCGACACAGUUGAACUUCACAAUGCUAUGUGGUGUAUACUGUAAAUUAAUGAUUGAAAAAAGUUCCCCCGGAGAGCAUUCAGUUUGCCACCGUGGACGAACCCCCUAACAGUUCUCGAAAGAACUUAUUGGUAUACCGGUUUACCUGUGUAUGUGACAACAACCCAGGAUGAACCCUGAGGUGUUCCGUUCCUGAAAAGGUUAAUUGAGGAACCCCUCGAUUUCUACUAUGGAGGAACCCCAAACAGUUCUCUGAGGAACCUUCCGGUAAAUGUGACAAAUCGGUUCUUAAACCCGGAUGUUUUCUUGAAGGUUUGUCAGAGAACCCUUCAACCCAAAGGUUCUUUGAGCGCCUUCUGAGGACGCUACUGUUGAAGAACCCUUAGAGAUUCUAUGAGGAACUUUUGGGUUCUUCCCAGAUCCUUAAGGUUCUUCCGAGAACUUUAAGGUUCCUGGACGCUGCAACUGAAGGCUCUUUGAGAAAGUUCACAUUUUUACAAUACACCCUAUUCAUACACAUUCCACUGUGAAGUUAAACUAUCACGAAUUAAAAAGAUUCUUGCAGGCAGUUCAAGCUUGCCUUAACUUUUACAUGUUAUUUCCUUACACAGUAUAAGCAUGACAAGCAUUGUGCCAAUGUUAUGUACUUUAUUUCUUUCAAACAAUACUUGCCUUAUUGGUGUAUAUUGAGCCUGAAAACUGAGUGCUGCUUUUUUAUUGCUGAUGGAACCAGCAUGUCAAUGUAAAAAAAAAAAAAAAACGUAUGGUCUUAAUGGCUCUCUAUUUCAUGCAUAGUCCAAAACUAUUUUUACUAUGCAGCCGUUGUUAUCAAUGUAUUCUCCCGUGCUAAUGUCUGUUGUUUUGUUUUACAUCUGUGUUGUUGUAUGCCUUUUUCUGUACUGUACAGACAAAACAAUAUAUAUAUGAAGAAAAAUCUCUAUCUAGAUGUUUAGAGGGAAAGUAUUAACAUUUUUAGAGUUUUGUCUUGUUUAAAUGUUGAUACAUUUAAAAGUGAAUUUAGCUGUAUUGGCAAAUGGAUGCAAAUGAGAGAUGCAUGUGUGUUGAGAGAGAUGAUGUAAUGUUUGUCAAAUGGUCUAAAACUUAUACCUGCAGAGUAUGCUACAGUGUUUUUAGCUGAAUUCUUCUCUGACAACUGCUUGUAGCCUAUAUCAUUUACAUGCAAUUUACAUUAAGGGACUGUGAUGCAGAAGAACAGUCUUUCAAGGGUGGAAGUUCACACCAAUUAGGAGCUUUUUCUAUUGUCAGUGCUCGUUUUAUUUUCAGAAGUGUGAAUUCAAUGCAAGAGAAUGUAUAUGACGCUAAAAGCGUUAUAUCUAGGGGGAAUCUGUGCCAAUGAGAACUGUUGGUUAAAGGAGAGUACGUUUUGUUUUACACCUUCACAUGAUCUGAAAUAAACAUGUUUAGAAUAAAAAA
Molecule: messenger RNA, 8373 nt
Organism: Engraulis encrasicolus (European anchovy)
Lineage: Eukaryota; Metazoa; Chordata; Actinopteri; Clupeiformes; Engraulidae
Gene: ghra
Product: growth hormone receptor a
Exons: 11
Coding region: 480-2663 (727 amino acids)
Molecular function (GO): protein binding
Source: RefSeq, a predicted model, not a curated record